AUGUUUAUAUCUAUCUAUCUAUGGUAUGCUCAUAUCUCUCUAUCUAUCUAUCUUACAAGGUAUGAUCAUAUCUAUCUACCAAUCUAUCUUACAAGGUAUGAUCAUAUCUAUCUAUCUAUCUAUCUUACAAGGUAUGAUCAUAUCUAUCUAUCUAUCUAUCUAUCUAUCUUACAACGUAUGAUCAUAACUAUCUAUCUAUGGUAUGUUCAUGUUUAUAUCCAUCUAUCUAUGGUAUGCUCAUAUCUAUCUAUCUAUCAUAAUCUGCUCAUAUCUAUCUAUCAUGAUCUGCUUACGACUGUCAAUUUAUCAUGGUCUGCUCAUAACUAUCUAUUUAUCUAUCAUGGCCUGUUCAUAUCUAUGUAUCUAUCUAUUCUAUCGAGUGAAGAGAAAUGUGACUGUAAUCAACUGUCUAUUUUGCAAUACACGCACGCGCAUACGCAUGCGUACAGAUCAGCUCUUUCAUUCCCUCCCACUAUCGGUUUCUGUCGCUCACUUCUCCCUGACAUUUUCUCUCUCUCCUUUUCAUCAGUUUCCCUCACUACCGACAUGAAUAAUAACACAGCCAUCGAACUGUAUCAGUUUUCGUAUCUAUUUUUCUUUCUUUUUUUUUGUUUCCUCUUGUGUUCUCAGUUUCUACUCAGCAUAUUUUCUUCGUCUCCCUCCUCCACUCUCUGCUUAUCUGUCUCUCACUGUCUCUCGUUUGUUAUCAUUUCUCCCCUGUUUCGUUAA
Molecule: messenger RNA, 729 nt
Organism: Acanthosepion pharaonis
Lineage: Eukaryota; Metazoa; Mollusca; Cephalopoda; Sepiida; Sepiidae
Source: the annotation of a GenBank genome assembly